Molecule: messenger RNA, 357 nt
Organism: Komagataella phaffii GS115
Lineage: Eukaryota; Fungi; Ascomycota; Pichiomycetes; Pichiales; Pichiaceae
Exons: 1
Coding region: 1-357 (118 amino acids)
Source: RefSeq, a predicted model, not a curated record
AUGUUUCGUUUGGCCAAAAGUGCAUGCACUGUUCAGCCAUGUUUCGGCCUGAGGACGUCUAGGAGGUUCAUCCAAUCUCCCGGAGCCUUUCCAAAAACCAGCAUUAAGUUUUUCACCAAGGAGAAUUGCCAACUGUGUGAAGAGGCUAAACUGGUGCUUCAAGAUGUUCUUCAAGAACCCCAAGUCAUGGAAAGAGGCGUCGACCUACAAUAUAUCGACAUUUUGGCAAAUGAAAAGUACUUUGAAAUGUACAGGUACGAUGUUCCCGUAAUACACAUAGAAAGAGAAGACAUGCCAAUCGUGAAAUACAUGCAUAGAUUAGACAAACAGGAAAUCAUCGGAGAAUUAAUAGAUUAG